UCUCUCCCAACCUUAACCCUAAAAGAAAUCGUAAGAAUUCAUUAAUGGUGUCGGUGUAUUACAAGUUCAAGAGCUCCAAAGAUUUCCAUUCUAUUCCCAUUGAUGGUCCUUUCAUUUCAGUUUCUGCUUUCAAAGACAAAAUCUUUGCCUCCAAACGUUACGGCAACGGCAAUGAUUUUGAUUUGUUAAUCAGCGAUGUUCAAACCGAUCAACAAUAUAAUGAUGGCUCCAUCUUAAUCGCCGCAAACUCUUCUCUUUUAAUUCGUCGCACUCCUGGAAUACCUCAAUUACCGAUUGUUAUUGGUGGAGAAAAACCGAAGACUGAAAAGAACCCAUCAUCUGUUGUGAAAGACCUGCAAGAAGAAGAAGGCUUUGAUUCCCAUGAUUUUGGACUUGAUUUUAAUUCCAUUCCCAAAAACUCAACUCUGAAUCCAAGCAAUAUCCAUUGUAAGGAAGAGAAAAUUGAUUAUGGGUUUAGAUUUCUACCUGUCAAAGGGUUUGGAAAAGGCCAAAUUCCACCACAGGGCUACGUUUGCCAUCGGUGUAAGGUGGCUGGGCAUUAUAUUCAGCAUUGCCCUACUAAUGGUGAUCCCAGAUUUGAUUUUAAAAGGGGUAAUCCUACAACUGGCAUUUCAAAUGCUUUUGCUUCUGCUUCUGCUUCUGCUUCAACUAAUUCAAGUUGUUCUGUUGGUAAUAAUAUACCACUCGAACUUUACUGUCCAUUGUGUAAGAAAGUAAUGAAAGAUGCUGUUUUGACAAAGUGCUGCUUUGCUAGCUUUUGUGAUAAGUGUAUAAGGGAUCUUAUUGUUUCCAUGUCAGUUUGUGUAUGCCAAAGAAAAAUAGUGGCUGAUGAUAUUCUGCCUAAUAAGACUGUUAGAGAUACUAUUAGUCGAAUUCUGAAUCAAUCUGGAGAUACAAGUUCUGAAGCCAACACUGAAGAGAAAGAAAUACAACAGAAGAAGGCAGAUUCGGGUGAGGCAGAACAGAAGAGGAAGAGGAAGGUCUAUAACAUGCCAAAUGACUCACAAUGGAAAAUCUCCCAACAUGUUGGAGUAGACAGCUAUACGACCCGUAAUCCAUACCAGGCUGGUAUAUGUCCUGAAUUUAUGUCGCCAGAGAGGAACCUUUCUAUGCUUGGGAUGGAUGCAAAUUUUGCCCAACUCCAGAAGAAAUUGAGAGCUUCUGUUAUAACAAUUGGUUUAAGGCGUCCUAAAUUGCAUCUGAUGCAUUUGCAAGAACACAAACAAGUGCCGAGGGACUUCAAAAGUUCUUGUUUCAGAGCUUUAGAUUUAAGUUCUUUUAUGAGCUUGAUUAAUUUGGACUUCCUCAUCCUUCAAAUUCUUACACCAACCGAAAAGGAUAAACCAACAUCAUCAUCGUGCCGCUGUUUGUUAUGCUUCUCAAAAGCUAAUGCUUUAAACAAAUCUGAAUUCCUGAUAAAACCCCAAAAAUUAAAGCAAAACCCACAGAAACCAAUUGCCCAGAGGACGUGA
Molecule: messenger RNA, 1493 nt
Organism: Durio zibethinus
Lineage: Eukaryota; Viridiplantae; Streptophyta; Magnoliopsida; Malvales; Malvaceae
Source: RefSeq, a predicted model, not a curated record